UUUGGCCAGUAAAGCGAACAUCAUCAUCGACCCGGCAGAGAUUCAGAGCACGUCUAUGGACGACCUGGACGAGGACGAGGAGAGCGGAGCGGCUCAGAGGCCGUUUGGCGCAGCAGCGAUGGGGGGGGGCGCUGGCUCGGCCCAGCUGGUUGAGCUCUCCCACUCUGGGCCGAGCCAACCGCUUCCUGAGCACGGCGGCCGUCAGUCUCAUGACCCCCAGACGACCUCUGACCCAACCGGAGAAGGUGAAGGUCCGAACGCUCGCUGUGGAGCAGAGGACCGAGGACGACAUCGAGGGUAGCCAUGGCAACGACGGCCUGUUGCUGGGGCGACCGCUGGAAGAGCCGGACCGGCCGGUGGCCGAUAAGUCUCUGCUGGAGAUCGUUGACGGGAUCGUGAUGAUGUACAACCUGAGUGUCCAUCAGCAGCUGGGGAAGAUGGUCGUAGUCUCUGAUGACGUGCAUGAGUACGCUGUAGCGCUGAAGGAUACGGAGGAGAAGAUUUCUCGCUGCCCGUCCAGAAGAGCAGACAUCCUGGAUGAGCUCCAGAAGAGUCAGAAGGUUUUUGCAGAGAAGUUGAAUCAUCUGAGCAGAAGACUGGCCUGGAUCAACGCUACCAUCUACUCCAAGGAGAAGAUGCUGGAUGUGUACUGGCUGCUGUGUGUGUGUAUCCGGACCAUCGAACACGCUGAUAACACCGGCUCGCUGUUCGCCUUCGCUCCUGAGUUCUACCUCAACGUGGCGAUGAACGCUUACAGCGCUCUGAAGAACUACUUCAGCCCCGCUAACAGCAUGGAGGAGCUGCCAGGUUACGAAGAAACGUUGACUCAGCUCGCUGCGAUCCUCGCUAAACACUUCGCUGAUCCACGAAUAGUCGGAACAGACAUCAAAGACUCUCUGAUGCAGGCGCUGGCCAGCUACGUCUGUUACCCACAAUCCCUGCGGGCGGUGGAGCGGAUCCCCGAGGACCAGCGCGUCGCCAUGAUGAGGAACCUGCUCGCUCCGUAUGAACAGAGACCCUGGGCCCAAACCAACUGGAUCCUGGUCCGACUGUGGAGGGGUUGUGGGUUCGGCUACAGAUACACUCGUCUGCCUCAUCUGCUCAAAACCAAACCUGAGGAUGCAAACCUGCCCAGUCUGCAGAAGCCGUGUCCGUCGCUGCUGCUGCAGAGACACAUGGCCGAGCUGCUGAGCAUCGAUAAAGACAUGGCCGCCUCCUUCCUCAACAGCGUCCUCAACCAACUCAACUGGGCUUUCUCUGAGUUCAUCGGUAUGAUCCAAGAGAUCCAGCAGGCAGCGGAGCGUCCAGAGAGGAACUUUGUUGACACUCGCCAGCUGAAGGUGUGUGCCACCUGCUUCGACCUGUCCGUCAGCCUGCUUCGGGUUCUGGAGAUGACCGUAACGCUCGUUCCAGAGAUCUUCCUCGAUUGGUCGAGACCGUCUGCAGAGCUGCUGCUCAGACGUCUGGCUCAGCUGCUGAACCAGGUGUUAAACAGAGUGACAGCUGAGAAGAACCUGUUUGAUAGAGUGGUGAACCUGAGACUGCCAGGUCUGGAGAGUGUGGAUCAUUACCCGAUCCUCGUGGCUGUAACCGGCAUCCUGGUCCGGAUCCUGGUGGACGGAGACAGACAAGGGAUUUCUCGCGCUGCAUCCGUCCUGCUGUCUGAUCCCUGCUUCCAGCUUCACUCCAUCCAGCACCUGUUGGGGGAGGGGGAGUCGUCCAGCUCUGCAGCCAUGCUCACCUCGCCCCCCCGUCCAGUCGUUGGGUCUCUGGGAUCGACCGUGACUCCUCCGAUCGCCUCGGCACCCGGAGCCGCCGGAGCCGCAGAACGCAAACACUUCUCUCUGCACUCAUACACCGACUACAUCAGCGAGGAGGAGAAGCAGAAGGUUGAGCUCAUGUUGGCGUUUGAGCUCAUGUUGGCGUUUCUGACUGAAGAGUCCAAACAGGCAGCAGCCAGCACAGCUCCAACCAGUGAGGAGGACCUCUGCCCGAUCUGCUACGCUCACUCCAUCUCUGCCAUCUUCAAGCCCUGCUCACACAAGUCCUGCAAAGCCUGUAUCAACCAGCACCUGAUGAACAACAAGGACUGUUUCUUCUGUAAAGCCACCAUCACCGGGGUCGAAGACUACAGCAAGCCGGCCAGCUCCUAACACACCACUGCAGGACACACACACACACACACACACACACACACACACACACACACACAGGCAGCCCUUCAAACAUCAGACCACAUAUCAGA
Molecule: messenger RNA, 2245 nt
Organism: Scomber scombrus (Atlantic mackerel)
Lineage: Eukaryota; Metazoa; Chordata; Actinopteri; Scombriformes; Scombridae
Product: E3 ubiquitin-protein ligase RNF123-like
Cellular component (GO): cytoplasm
Molecular function (GO): ubiquitin-protein transferase activity
Source: RefSeq, a predicted model, not a curated record